Molecule: messenger RNA, 657 nt
Organism: Paramuricea clavata
Lineage: Eukaryota; Metazoa; Cnidaria; Anthozoa; Malacalcyonacea; Plexauridae
Source: the annotation of a GenBank genome assembly
AUGACAUCAUUACGGCUAGCAUUAAUUAAACAGUGUAAGUAUCCAAGUCAUUACAAACAUGGCCUGGUCACACCUGUGCCUAAAGCAUACCCACCAACUGACGUCAGUAACGAUUUUAGACAAAUCUCUGUUUUGCCACAUAUUGGGAAAAUCCUAGAGAGAGUACAACUACAACUCAAUCAAAAUGACAUCAUACUACGUUCCAGUCAACAUGGUUUUACUAGUGGCCGCUCUACUACAUCGGCUCUGAUAUCCAUCACACAGCCAUGGUUUAAUGCUACAGACAAUACCUGCCGUGACAAAGCAGGCAUCCAUGCCCUCUUUAUCGACUUUAAAAAAGCCUUUGAUCUAGUUGAUCAUAGGAUCCUGUUGAAUAAACUUGCAUUGAUGAAUGUUAAUAAAAGCUUCUGGUUGUGGGUCAAAAGCUUCUUAUCUGGUAGAACUCAGCAGGUCAAGAUAAAUCAAACACUUUCAUCGAUCGAGGGUUGCCCAGCUGGAGUACCGCAAGGAUCUGCUCUUUCGCCGACUUUAUUUAAUAUCCACAUUGACGACUUAGAUACGAGUGUUCCUGAAGAUCUUGAGGUGAGCACAUAUAAAUAUGCCGAUGACUGCACACAAAGCGAAUGCAUCAUGAAGGGAGAGUGUAGCAACAUGUAG